This is a messenger RNA of Funneliformis mosseae, 139 nucleotides long. Lineage: Eukaryota; Fungi; Glomeromycota; Glomeromycetes; Glomerales; Glomeraceae. The record is from the annotation of a GenBank genome assembly.
UGUUAUGUCCUCACUUGAAGAACAACUAGUUAAAAAGAUUCGUUUAAAUUCAGGAGGGUCGGUCCCAUCAAAUUAUGUAAUAAAUAAUAAAGCCAGUUCAGAAGGAAAGAUGACUCGUGAAGGGAUGUUGGAAUACUGA